Sabethes cyaneus is the source of this 13336-nucleotide messenger RNA. RefSeq names its product serine/threonine-protein kinase tousled-like 2 (gene Tlk). NCBI's taxonomy places the organism in Eukaryota, Metazoa, Arthropoda, Insecta, Diptera, Culicidae. Gene Ontology annotation, biological process: intracellular signal transduction; peptidyl-serine phosphorylation; chromosome segregation. Bases 2729 to 6004 code for a protein of 1091 amino acids. The record is from RefSeq and is a predicted model, not a curated record. Gene Ontology annotation, molecular function: protein serine/threonine kinase activity; ATP binding. Gene Ontology annotation, cellular component: nucleus. The transcript has 8 exons.
GUCGUGAGUAAUCGAUGCGCUCUGCGUGUCUUGUUUUUGAUUGUUAUCCGAAGCUCUCGGUUUCUGGCUGGCUACCGAUCGUUCAGAGGAAGUUCCGGUUUGGCUCGGUUUGGAACGUUAGUUUAGUAGUAAAACAGGCACGAAAGCAAACAAUCGAAGCAGCCCGGUGCAAGAAAGAAGAAAGUGCAUCCUUGCUUGCUGCAGCAGCGCCUGCUGCAUAAUAUUUACACGUGAGCCCGUCGUAGUGUUGGUGGACCAGUUUUUAUUUUUCGGCUCGACAAUAUUAUUCGGCUCGGAUUAUUGAUUUUCCCGGACCCGGUUUGCGAGUUUAAUUGAGGUUACUUUUACGUGUGAAGAAACGUCGAGUUGUUGUUGCUGGAACGCAACCGAAAGAGAUACGAAUUAGAGUAGGCAUUGAAGGGUGUACUUUUGUACAUAGAGGCAGGCAGGCAGCACAGUGUAGUGAAGUGUAUGCGCCGCGCGUGUGUGUGGGGCAAGUGGUGCAUGCAGUGAAGGUUCACGUCCACCGCCGCUGAGAGAGCGAGAGAACGGGGGAAAGUAAGGUUGGAUUUCAGCUCGUUUUAGCUGUGCCCGUUAGCGCGGAUCAUAACAUCGCGAACUGUUGGACCAAAGACAGGACAGCAGCGUGAGCAAAAACCGUGAGCGGGCGAGCGAGCGAGAUAGGGCGCGCGUGUGCGAACGAGAAAGAGCAGCAGCAGUGUACGUACAUACCUCAGCAAUCGAAACAAGAAGAAGAAUGAGGAAAAAGUGUAAGAAUCAGAUGUGACACAAUCUCCGCGAUACGCUGCUAGUUGGAUGGAGCUCGCUUCGAGCCUUAUGCUAUGCGUCAGACUUUGGUCGGUCGGACGAACGUCGAGGAACGACGUUGGUGAGUGGUCGCGAGGCCAAGUCAAGUGGCAGUCAAGGCAGUCGUGGUAAGAACAAAGAAGGAAAAACAUCAUCGUCAGUUUGAACUCGUACGUAUCCGACUGAUUGUGUGCGGAGGAGGAUACACCCAAUUUGCUGAAUGUCCCGUGUCCCGAUGGUAAUGGACAAGAAUGGUUGCAGAUUUGAACUCGAAAGGAUCAUUCUUACUGGUUCAGGUGCAGGUGUUCUCAGCAAUCGAAGUAGCCGACGACUUCGUCGUCAAUGUGUUUUUGAAGAAGGUGUAAAUUAGGAGCAUUAAUUUCGGGUGCGGCAGUAAGCGUGUCCUCGACUGUUGUGGCAAGACAAAAUUAGUCGUUUUAGUUCGCAAUUCUGCUAGAAUUCAACGCCACUAACUGGUUGUUGGUUCGCAACCGUACAGUAGAGAAAGAGUAGUGUGGCGCCGCCGAGGGGUCGCGCACCGGUAGGAAAAGAAGUGUGUGCGCGGAAAGUUGGUGUAAGAUCGGCCAGUAGUACUAGCUAGAUAGAUAGAUGGAUGGUGGUGGUGUAGGCAAAGCAGGCGGCUGCGAUCCAAAUAGUGGUCGAUUUUUGCAGCCAGCCUCGCUCGAGUCGAAUCGAAGAGUGUGAACGUGUAUGAGUGCAUGUCACGCGCGCAUUACCCGAAGUAUUUUGUAUUAUUUUUUUUAUACCUUCUUCUGCCUCGCACUGUUCGCCCCGACGAUCGAUGGGUUGUAAGAAGUAAAUCAAAAAGGUGCCAGGAAAAAGUAGAAGCGGAGUAAAAUAGCGGAGGAAAAAAUAUGUGUGCGCUGCUCCUCUCGUUGUUUGGCCCGAGUCAGAGGCGGUCGAGCAGAGUGUAAAGUAUUGGCAACAUAGCAGAAAUUAAUAUUGUUUGAGAAGAAUAAGUCGACGGGGACGACCAGCAAGCAAGCAAGCAAGCAGUAGUAGUGGCAGUGAGUGGUUUGAAAAUAUAAAACAACAAUAAGAAAACGAAGACGGAAUGGAGCAAUAAGAGCAGCACACGGGGAAGCAGAAGCAGUGCAGUGUUGAAUAAACGAGAGUUCCUGCAACUGAAUGAAAGGAGGGGGUGUAAAGAGUGUGGUACUGCAGCCAGGAAGGAGGAGUGCAGCAGCGGAAUAGAGAGCAAUAUCAAAUGCACAUAGUUGUUUUUUCGUGUUGUUAUUAUUGCUGUUGCACUUAUAAUAGAUUCAUGCGCUGCACCAACACAGGCCGGGCGACGUGAACACAGUCGACUCCCACAGAGACCGUUCCGUGCGCAGUGAGAGGAGUGUGUGCGGCGACCGAAAAGUGGAAAGGCAAUAGAAAUCUACGGGCCCCGAAGUCAGUGUCUUUGUUCAAAUUUGCAGGAAAAGAGAGUGUCAGUUUACUGUGCCUACUCAGUUAGCGAAAUCGGCUAAAGAAAAUCAGUGUUCGAAUCCCCCUUGGUUUUGUGUUUAGUGUUUAAAUUGUAUCCAAUUUGCCCCUGGUGUGGUGGGAAGUGUCGGAAAAUCUAUCAACUGUCAUGCCCCGGUGUCAGAACCAUCACCACCUGUCAAAAGCGGACGUGUGUACUCCGUCGUUCGUCGGCCGGUCGGAGGAGGUACCCAGGUUACCUCCACGGUACGGAAGUACACCGCCAGCAGCAGCACCGGUUGUCCGUCUCUGCUAAAGAGACAAAAAAAACCUCCAGUGAGUGGACUUCCCAUUCCCAUCAUCCUCUCGGUACAGGUGUACCUGGCCUGGCGAGUUUUAUUUAUGGUGCAAAAGUUGGCCAGAAGAAAGGAACGUCCAAGCAAGACGACGAAGAGUCAGCAGUGGAAAGCGGAGGAAGCAAACGGCACACUCAAUGAAGAAUAAGCAGCAACAGCAGGCACCAAAGAAGAAGCAGAAGCAGCAGCAACAGCAGAAGAAAAACUUGGAUAUCAUGUUGAGCUCUUCCUACUAUAUCUAUAUGUCUGCCGGUACUCAGUUGCAGAUGGCACCACAGACAACUAUAGUACAACAGGUUGGCCAAAAUCAUCUCCAUUCGCAUCAUCUACAGCAGCCACAGCCACAUUCUGUGCAGCAACCGCCGCCGCCGCCGCCUCCGCAUUACAGCAGUCAGCAGGCAGCAGCAGCAGCAGCGGCUGUCAGUGGAUUGGGCGUACCGCCUCAACUCGGCGCGCUCACUAGCUUGCACCAGCAGCAACAACAGCAGCAGCAGCAACAGCAACAACAACAGUCACAUUACACUAAUAACAACAAAGAUCAGGACUCGAACAUGAGUACCGGAUCGUCACAUAGUGAUAAGGAGCUAGAGACUAUAAUCAAUACCCCGACGCCGGAGAAGAUCCCCCGGACGCCGUCCGAUCGGAAGCGGAAGCGAAAAGCACCGGACGACAACGGUGGCCCGGGCGGGGGAGGCGUGGGAGGUCAUGUUCGUGAUAGAGAUAGCGUUAAGGGUCCGCGUUUAACAAUACCACCAUUAGGCGAUAGUAAGAAAAUCAAUGACUACUUUUCCAAACAUCCGGUGAGCAGUCCGCAUCGGCCCCACCCGGCCGGAACCGGAGCUGGUGGUCCCCUAGGAGCAAUAAGUAAUUCUGGCCCCCAGGCACAGCCCGGCCAGCCUGGCAGUGGAAACCAAGGGCCAAGCCAGCAGGUUUCCACGAAAAGUCCUAGCGCCCAGCCGCAGCAUGGUCAGUAUCCAAUGUAUCCACCUAGUCCUCAACCGCAGCUUGGUUCUGUGGUAAACUCCAGUGGUAACCUAACCAGCGCCGCAGCGGCACAAGAGCUUUACGUGCGUUCUCAGCGUGUCCCAUCUUCCACACUAGUUCCUCCAUCAUCAGUAUCCGCUACGUCAUCGUCGUCGUUACUAAACUCAUCCUCACCUGUUGUUUCCGCUGCCGGCGUAGUUGUCUCGAACGCCCAGCAGCAACAAUCGCAUCGAGAUCGAGAUUCUCAGCCGCCUCCACCUCCCCUGCCACCCGUGAGUGUUGUCCAGCAGCAGCCGCAGGUGGUGCAGCCGCAACCGCCGGUCACGCCGACGCCGACCUCCAUGGGGACCGCAAAUUCUUCACUAGCCAUCAAUAGUCUAGCGUCGUUAAACCAUGCCAACAACGGUACCAACACUAGCAACAGCAGCAGUAGUAAUCACAGCAGCAUACCGACGGUUCAAUCCUUAGCUCAAUCAAAUGCCCAACAGCAAAGCCAGCAGCAACAACAGCAACAGCAGCAGCAACCUCCGACGCCACCGGCUCCGCUGAUGGUGUCCAAGCUGGUCCAGACGGACCUCACCCUAGCCGAUAUUAGCGAUCGCGACACGGACUUCGAAGCGUCCCGGACACGGGUCGACGAGCUGUCCCGGUUGUCCGACGAGCAGAAGUGUCAGAUCACCGCCCACCAGAAGGUGAUCGAGCAGCACAAGAGCCACAUCAACAAGUGCAUCGACGUCGUCAAGAAGCUGCUGAAGCAGAAGAGCAACAUCGAGAAGAAGGAAGCGCGGCAGAAGUGCAUGCAGAACCGACUGCGGCUCGGGCAGUUCGUGACCCAGCGGGUCGGUGCCACGUUUCAGGAGAACUGGACCGACGGAUACGCGUUCCAGGAGCUGGCCAAGCGCCAGGAGGAGAUCACCGCCGAGCGGGAGGAAAUCGACCGGCAGAAGAAGCUGCUGAUGAAGAAGAGGCCCACGAACAGCGAAACCGGCCGGAAGCGCAACAAUUCGAGCACGUCGGCGGCGGCGGCAGCGGCGGCCGCGGCAGCCGGUUCCAGCACCACGACGGUGGCGGCCGCCAGCCAGCUGGCAUCCUCGCUGCACAAUGGCAACGAAAAUACGUUCCUAAAGCCGGACCCGGUCGUCGGUAGCGGUUCCACCUUUACCAUCCAGGAGUACUACGAGUGCGACGAGAUUCUGAAGCUGCGCCAGAACGCCCUCAAGAAGGAGGACGCCGACCUGCAGCUGGAGAUGGAGAAGCUCGAACGGGAGCGAAAUCUGCACAUCCGCGAGCUGAAGCGAAUACACAACGAGGAUCAGUCACGCUUCAAUAAUCAUCCCGUGCUAAACGAUCGGUAUCUACUGCUGAUGCUCCUGGGUAAGGGCGGUUUUUCCGAGGUGCACAAGGCGUUCGAUCUAAAAGAACAGCGGUACGUAGCCUGCAAGGUGCAUCAACUGAACAAAGACUGGAAGGAAGAUAAGAAAGCUAACUAUAUUAAGCAUGCGCUACGGGAAUACAACAUUCACAAGGCGCUCGAUCACCCGCGGGUGGUCAAACUGUACGAUGUGUUUGAGAUCGAUGCCAACUCAUUCUGCACCGUACUGGAGUACUGUGAUGGGCAUGAUUUGGAUUUUUAUCUAAAGCAGCACAAGACGAUACCGGAGAAGGAAGCCCGAUCGAUCAUUAUGCAGGUCGUGUCGGCGCUGAAAUACCUAAACGAGAUCAAGCCCCCGAUCAUUCACUACGACUUGAAGCCGGGCAACAUUCUGCUGACCGAGGGUAACGUGUGCGGUGAGAUCAAAAUCACCGAUUUCGGUCUAUCGAAGGUGAUGGACGAAGAGAACUAUAACCCGGACCACGGUAUGGAUCUAACGUCACAAGGUGCUGGAACAUAUUGGUAUUUGCCUCCCGAGUGCUUCGUUGUCGGCAAGAAUCCACCGAAGAUCUCCUCCAAGGUGGACGUGUGGAGCGUCGGAGUGAUAUUCUACCAGUGUCUGUACGGCAAGAAACCGUUCGGCCACAACCAGUCCCAGGCAACGAUUCUCGAAGAGAACACCAUUCUGAAGGCGACCGAGGUGCAGUUCGCCAACAAACCGACCGUCUCGAACGAAGCGAAGAGUUUCAUUCGGGGUUGCUUGGCCUACCGGAAGGAAGAUCGGAUGGACGUUUUUGCGCUGGCUAAGCACGAGUAUCUGCAGCCGCCGGUUUCCAAGCACAACCGAUCGGCGGCCGCGGCUGCAUCCAGUCAGAACCAGCACGGCAGCGGCAACAGCGGCGUCGGAGGCAGCGGUCAGGGUGGCGCCGGGGGUGGUGCCGGCGGGGGCGGUGGCGGAUCCGGAGGGUCCGGUGGCGCCGGCGGGAAUCAAACCGGACAACAAACGUCCUUCUCGACGGGGAUGUUUGGCAACAUGAACCAGUCCAGCUCGUCUUAGCUGUUUUUCAACGGUUGUUUGAAAGGUAUAGCUGGUGCGGGCGCUGGUGCUGGUGCUGCCGGGCCUAAUGCUAUUGCUAUUCCUGCUGCUACUGCUGCUGCUGCUGCUGCUGCUGUUACCACCACUACUAGUACGGUUGUAAACGGACAUUAUGCUGGCAAUGCUGUUGCCAAUAUCGCGAUCAACGCCACCACGAUCUACACGAUCGGUAAUCAGACCAACAACAGUAACAACAAUAACUUUAACAACAACAACAACAACAUUUCGCCACCAACGUCAUCCAACAAUUCACCCAAGUAGGCGCAUGGCGCCAUCUAGAAGAUAACCGAUGUUCGUACUGUAAGUAAAAAAAACAAGCAAAUGUGAUGUGCUAAGCAAAAAACCGGAAACCAAACCCAAAAUAGAGAUGAAACCCUACAGCUACGGUCCCAGUUUUUUGUUUCUUUUUUCGAUACGCAUGAAAAAAACAGAAGAAGAAAAAAUAACCUACAACACACGGGAUGGAUGACACGCACACAUUCAGAAAUUGCACGAAGAAAAGCCUCCUUGGAUCCGUUUCCGCGAAUUCCUGCUGUUGAAAACCUAACUUUUGUACAGUUCUAUACAGAAGAAGACAAAAAAAAAGAAUCAAUGUUUGCUGUAAAAAAAAAUAGAACAAGAGUAAAAACAAAUCAUAACGUUCACACUCAUUAAAUGAUGUUUCCGCAAAACAAUAAAAUACAACCAACCAAACAAACAAAACAGACAAACAAACCAAGAAGUAAGGUGAAAAAAAAAACGAAUCAGCGCGCGGGCCCGCGCGCGCUUUGGCUAGAUAAAAGUGUGUUAUCAUUUCGGUCGGUUAUUGUUUCAUGUGUUCUCUCUCUGUAUAUACGCUUAGAGGAAAAACUAAAGAGAAAAAAAAAACAGAAUAGGAAAACAUAACAUCAAAUGCUCAUCAAAUUCAUCAUCAUCAUCACCAUCAUCAAGAACAAGAACAGUCGUGUUUCAGCGUGUGAGGCAAACCCAAACAAAAAAAUUAAUGAAAACCUAUAGCUUAUAGUGUCGAAUAUCGUCAAACACAAAAAAAAACCUUGGUUGGAAUUGGAAGAACGAAACAAGUGUUAGGAGGACUGGACAGUGACAGAAGGCUAAAGGAGCUUUUUUUCUGGGGUGCGCGAAAUAAUUUUGUUUGUUUGUUUUAUUGUUAAGCCUCAUUAAAAAAAAAGGUUCUUUAUCUCAGUAGCUCCAACAAAUGCCGCUGAGCUACAUUCAAGCAUCUUUUGAUGUUGAAAGACGGAUAUUUCUGUAGGAUUUUCAAUGGAGUCCUGGUCCUUGCUUGCGGCACGCAUCUGAUUUUGGGCAGUUUUGGCCAACAGAUAAGCACAAGUGAAGCGUGCCCAGCGAAUUCUAGAAGCCGUUUCAAAACAGGAUUCUUGUGUGGAUGGAAGUACGACCAGAUUAGGUCCCUGCUAGCUAUUACAGGGCUCUCCAUCGGUUACAGUCUCUCGAAAAGAGCGAAUGGAGCGCGAUCGUAUGCUGCGAGAAAACCUCCGUCGUCAGCCGUGGUGGCAAUCAGAUUUUCAAUCCACCCGGAAUGGACCCCCGCACCAACGUGGAUUGUGGGAGACGGGUGUGAAGAAUGUGAAAUACCAUCUUUAUCGAGGUUAUUGAACCAGUUUUGUAAGUCCAUUUUCUUAUCGGCCAUGAACUAACUGGCAGUGGUAGAGCCUCUGUAUGAAGGCUGUUUAAAAGAAUAUGUUGGUAUCUCGAUAGAAUCAACGAAAGCAGAUCCAGGCAAAGACGGUAUCUCCCGGGUAGUGACAGUACACACGUGCAGCUGCAGGGAAAUACAGAAGAGCAAUAACCCAAAUUGCGAUUCUUCCUAUACCUGCUAACAAAAUCGAAAUGUAAUUGAGUGUUUUUCAAGGGGGGGGGGGAGUAUGUAGAGCUUACUCGCAGUGUACCAAGAUGCAAUAAAAACACUGAAUGUGCCAAAUGUGAGGCUGGCGUUAAUGUGAGAAGCAGAGGCGCCUCUUCAAGGGAUCACGGACCAACUCACAGCUUUACCAGCAGGGUUUUCGGCACUUUUCCAGCAGUUCAAGGGGGCAGUUUCGGCGUGCAUCGACAAGAGACGUUUCACUGAGCGCUCAUUCGAAAGGAGAAUCGCAAAUCACAGCGGUUCCUCUUUGGCGGACGGCCAAAGAUCCCACGAAUCCUCCAGAUGGUCUAUCUAAUUGGCGUGGCAACCAUCUGCAACGUGACAUCGUGUUUGCCGGCAUUUGAACAGUUCAUCAAGAACAGGAGAUCCGUCGGCAAAAAUGUCAUUUCGGACAGGAAGGUCGAGGAAGAUGUCCCGUGUUUGCCUAAAACAGUUCAAGGACCUAUCCAAAGGUUGAUUGCCGAGGGAGAGCAGCCGGCUGAAAGGCAAAUUCUAACGAACCUAAUGGAAUUCUUCGACCCCUAGGGCCUAUGGAGUACAUUUUGGAAAAUUCGGCAUUAUCAGAACCUCCAGAUGCAGACGCUCCAGUGAAGUUGCUCACGCCGCUGCAGCUUAUGUCCGAAUCACAAAUCCAGAGGGAGUUGGUAAAAGCGUUCUUCGAUGAACAUCUCGAUGGCGAAGUUGCAGAGGGAGUCGGAACGGAAGGUAACCUAGGAGUGAGCGUCCGUGGAAAAUAGUAAUAACUCAGCACCUUCUCGCCGAGGAUUUAAACGACAAUUCGGGUUGCUAAAAUCCAACAAAACCCCUGGUAAGGACCGCCUACGGGCAGAGCUGUGUAAACAUGGCCGAGAAACGCCGGCUGGCAACGGCUCUACACCAGAGGAUCUGAAGGAGAGAAAGCUACCGGAGCAAUGGAUGGAAGAGUUGGUUUGUCCCAUGUACAAAACGGAUGGUCUGGUCGACAUAACGCAGGUAAACACCGCCCUACAAGGUACUCUCCAAGAGCCGGGUAGACCGGAUGUCACCGAUAGCACAAGGUUUCGUAGGAAACAAAAUCAGGUGGACUUUUGUCGGAAAAUGGAAAGGUCGGGAGCACAAAGUGCCAAUGCAUGACAUCUUUAUUGAUUUCAAAGCAGCGUACGAUACAAUCGACCGUGACCAGCUAUGGCAGACGAUGCACGAACACGGUUUUCCGGACAAUUUGACGCGAUUGAUCAGAGAUCCAUCAGAUCCAGUGAUGUGUUUCUUGUGCAUCUUGGAGACAUUUUCGAGUUCCUUCGAGACGCGACGAGGGUUGAGACAAAGUGACGGUUCCGACGAAUCGUGCCUGAAUGGAGACCAACAAACAGCACGAACCACUCCGGCUCUGCUGCUGACGACGACGACGGCGGUGAAAGUGUCCUGGCCGCGACAACGACCAAAGUGUCCCCUUUAAAACCGUCAUUGAUCCAUCGUUUAGAUGAACUACGAGCGUUUAGAACCAUGUUGGAAGUUAGGUUGAUGCUAUUUGUCGUGGGGAGCACCAACGUGAAGGUCCAAAAGGCAUCCACUAAUAUUUGGAAGUGAACUACAAUCGUAAGAGUACGCUGAUAAAUGGUUAUUUGAAAUGGGAAGAUUUGAUUCGCAACGAGAACCGUACCCAAAUAAAACGGUGCUCCUAACGCGGAAGUAGUAAAGUGUUCUUCAAGUUGCCCCCGUACAGACUCACAAAUGCUGGAUGAGUUUUGCAUCCUGAGAAACAGAGGGACCUAUCGUAGGUGUAAAGUUUGCAACCUAGCAGAACCGAAGAUUCCUCCUUUAUCAACAGCUCGUGUUGCGUCGUUUGGAAGAACGUUUACUCACACCGGAUGGUUAGAUCUAUUCGGACCACUGCUCGUUGGCAGGUCGGCAGAAGUUCCUGCGUCAAGACCAUCCGCCGAUUCAUUGUCCGUCUUGUGAAUUACCAGCGACAAUCUGUUUCGACAACGAAACGGAAUUUCUGUGGAGCAAACCGACUGUUGCAGGACCACAGCAAAGUGGGUUUUCAUCCUUCCUGGUACGCCCCAUAUGGGUGGCACGUGGGAGCGCAUGGUGCGCUCCGAAAAAAAACAGCGGUGGGCUUUGCCAUCCAGCAAGAGUCAAUACAAGUUGUACAAUCGCAUAUCGUGUAAGGACUAAUACUACAUGAUUAUUACUGAAAAUUUUGUUAUUGCAUGCAGGAAAUGUACUGCGACUCAAAGUUGCCGUGAAACAGAUUAUAAAAACUUGCCAGCAGUGGUGUAAGAUUUGUAAAGCAGCAUCAAGAUUGCCCCGGAUGGCUUCUUCAUCAGCAGAUUGUGUUGCGUCUUUUGAAAGACCGUUUAACCGGCCAAUUAACAGAAGGUUGCCACUCACUGGUGUGGCCUGUCCAUGCGCAGGUCGCUCAAAGGGCUCAGCACUAGUUCCUGCAUCACCGUCGACCGUCCGCCAAUUCGUUGUUCAUCGUGUGACGAUCACCAGUGACUGCUGCAGAAGUAGACUGAGCAGCUGUCAGCCACGUUCUCCGGUACCACGGCAAAUGCGAUGUUCAUCCCUCCCGGCCCCAUAUGGGUGGCACCUGGGAGUGCAUGGUGCGCUCCACAAAAACUGAGUCUUAGAGUCAAUGUUUGUGGUGGGGGGGAGGAUGUUGGUGAUUCUGGCAUGAAUGAAAAACUGCUAGACACAGAUGGCCAUUUAAAACUUAUAAAAGUACAAUUCUCUACUAACAUCAAACGAUUAAAUGUAGCCCAAUGGAGAAAUUUGUUGGAAAAAUUGAGAUAAAGGACCUUAUUUUUCGUAAAAAAAUACCCUACAAAUGUUUUUGUUUAGUUUGCCAGUUUAUUUUACUACCCAAAAGCAGAACAGAAGAAAAACCGUAAGAUUUGAGCAACCAAAAUUAACCGAAAUUUUGCUAAAAAAAAGAUGUGACUAUGGCAAAAGCAAAAACUCAAAAGAAGUAAGAAAAAGUGUUGUUUUGUUAGAAAACCAGCAGAGCGUGGUAGCAGAUUGCGCGGUGCAGCGCAGCGGUUUUCCACCGAAAGUCGUUUGCAUUUAAUGAUGAAGGGGAAAAAAUGCGAAGAACCGAAACCUAAAAAACCCGAAAAGAAGUACCAUUUGUAAAUACCUAUAUUGCUUUCGCGCAAGAUUGAUUGUUAACACAGAAGAAGAUGCCCGAGGGUUUCGGAAUCCUGUCCCUCAGUCGGUCAUAGUCGGUUCCUCCGGACAGAGGACAGUGGACAGGCUAGGGCAGCAGCAGAGAGCAGAGUGACCCAAAAACAAAAAAAAACAAUUGCAUAAUGUUAAAGAAAAAUUCCGCAGCAAAACAACGUGUCUGUCAAACGGAACUAAAAAAAACUAGAAAUACUGAUUGUGAAGAGGAAUGAAUCGCGAAGAGUGAUGAGAAGAGAUGUACAUUUAGCGCGGCGGGGGUUUAAAAGGCAAGUGAAAUGAAAUUGUUGUUUGUUAAUUCCAUUGAAACGAAAAGCAAAAGAAAAACGCUCCGAUGAUGAAACAAAAAAAAAAAAAGAAACACACACACACAUGGGAAGAGCGCGGCAUGGAGUAUCCGGCAUCCACUGUUGUAAUGUGGAUGUGCCAAACUUUCUUUCGUUAGUUAUCAUUAUUAUUAUUAUUAUCUUUAUUAUUUUUUUCUCCUGUAAAUAUAUCGAUUAGUGUUUGUUUUAUCAGUAAUUAAUUACGAACUAUCAAACAGAUUCGCAAAGAUUAGGAACAACACACACACAGACUCACAGAGAACUGGUUGAUGUAGUAAAGCGAGAGAGAGAGCGAGAGAAACGACGCGCAGAGUUACUUCCCUUUCGCAAUAACGUGAUUAAAGCAACCUGUACCGCUUCACCGCAAGUUUUUUUUUUUCCUUGGGGGGGGGGAGGAUGAAGCGACAGGUGUAAAGCAAAACCAACCGGCCGGCGGCCGGUUGCAAGUUACUUUUUGUCCUGUACUACCUAGCAGCAGCUUUGAUGCGAAUUUUCGAUAGCCAGUGGCGCUCUAGAAGAUAUUCUAUUGGAAGUCGUUCAUUUUUUUUAUCACUUGAUAGGGAAACCAAAUAACGAUUGCGUGUGACGCUGUUGUAUGCCCCGAACGAACGAACGAACGGACGUGUGUGAUUUGUUUUAUUUUUUUCCAAGUCAGAGGGUGAGUGCGUGAGUGAGUGAGUAUGUUGGGCGUGCGUGCGCGCCAAACACAUCCUUAAGGAUCUAGAUAACAAAGUAAUAACUCGCAGAAAAGCGGAGAAAACACAGAAAGCAAAUCGUGCGUGAGUUAUAUUGAGCUGUUUUUUCUCUUAAACAUAGUAAACUAUCAAUAGAAAACGUGAACAUAGGUUGAAUUUAAUGCGAUGUAAUCUCUUCUUAAAUUCUUAAGGAAAUGAUAAAGAAACAAAGAAAAAAAGGUGAUCAAAACUUGAAGUCAACGUUUUUCUGAACUCACACACACCCACACAUACAUAGUAGGAUAACGAUGAAGAAAAAGCAACACACACACACAUAAAGCGGCGCGAAGAACGUGCGGUGACUUCAAGCUCUAACUCUAACGAAACAAAAAAGGAGGCCGCGACGAAGAGGAAAAACGCUUUGGUUCCAAAAAAAAAUAUUCUGCCGAAUACACAGUGGACUGCUACCAGAGCGGGCCAAUUGCGCUCAAAACAAACAAAAAAACGAAAAAGCUAAAAAAAUUAUGAAAACCCGAAAAAAUAGACGUAAUUUAUAAAGUCAAACAAACAGAAACCAGCGGAAAGAAAAUAUUCAAAGUAAAAACAGACAAACAAACAAACACACACACACACAUUAAGAAACAAAACAAAACAAGCUUAUUAUUAGAAGUUGAAAUAUCAAGUUUAGUGGUUACAUGCAAAUAAUCAAUAAAAAAAGAAGAAGAAGAAGACACAGAACGAAAGGAUGCUAGCCGCAGAGAGGUCAUGCGUAAAAAGGAUAAAAAAAAAUAAAAUUAUAAAGUACUAGACGUUAGAAGUGAAGGGGAGGGAAAAGCGAACGCGUGCGUGCGUGUGAAAGGUUCCGUUGCGAAAGGUGUGAGAGAGCAGUCAGUGUGUGUGUGUACGUGUGCAUGUCAGAAGCAAAAUAAACAAAAAAAAAACGAUUAAGCAAGCCUACAGCAGAGAGCGCGCAAGCGCGCCCGUAGUAGGCACUGCCGAAAACAAGAGAGAUGCAGUUGCAAGCAGAAAGAAGCAAAGAAGAUGAAAAAAAAAGAAAAACUCGUGAAUGUCGAUGAAAACACAACACAUUUAAUAAAUUUAAAGUAAUACCUAUUAAAAAACCUAUUAAUAAUUAAUGAAAAAAAAACACAUACAGAUAAAUAAUUAUAAUAAAUUAUUUAAGAUAUGAAAAACUUCUAUAUGUAAUAAUUAUUAAAAAAUUAAAAUAAAAAAUAAACUAUUAUUU